Molecule: messenger RNA, 2016 nt
Organism: Caenorhabditis remanei
Lineage: Eukaryota; Metazoa; Nematoda; Chromadorea; Rhabditida; Rhabditidae
Exons: 9
Coding region: 1-2016 (671 amino acids)
Cellular component (GO): mitochondrion
Molecular function (GO): metal ion binding; ATP binding; methylcrotonoyl-CoA carboxylase activity
Source: RefSeq, a predicted model, not a curated record
AUGCUGCGUGCCGUGCAGAAGCGAUGUGCCUCAACAGCUCCUCUGAUCCGUCCGAUCCAACGGGUUCUGGUAGCAAAUCGAGGAGAAAUUGCCAUUCGGGUUCAAAACACAGCUCGCAAAAUGGGUAUCGAAACCGUGGCCGUCUUUUCAGAUGCAGAUCGUAAUUCACUUUUCGUCAAAAAAGCCGACAAGGCUUUCCAUAUCGGACCACCACUUGCCGCUGAAAGUUAUCUCAACAUGGACAAAAUAAUUAACACAGCGAUUCGCUCUGGAGCCCAAGCUAUUCACCCGGGAUACGGUUUCUUAUCUGAAAACGCUGGUUUUGCUGACAAAUGUGCUCAAGCCGGCCUUGUAUUCAUUGGACCGCCUGCUCAAGCUAUCAGAGAUAUGGGAGCGAAAAAUGUUUCAAAACAAAUCAUGGAAGAUGCCAAAGUUCCAGUAGUUAAAGGUUUCCACGGAGAAGAUCAAUCUGAUGCUAAUCUGAAAAAGAAGUCACAAGAAAUUGGGUACCCAGUGAUGUUGAAAGCCGUUUAUGGAGGUGGUGGAAAAGGAAUGAGAAUCGCCUGGAAUGAAGCUGAGUUCGAUGAGAAACUUGCGUCAGCUCGUAAUGAAGCCAAGAAAUCAUUUGGCAACGAUGAAAUGCUCGUUGAGAAGUUUGUUGAGAAACCAAGACACGUCGAAGUGCAAGUUUUCGGAGAUCAUCAUGGAAACUAUGUUCAUUUGUGGGAAAGAGAUUGUUCUGUCCAAAGACGUCAUCAGAAAAUCAUUGAAGAAGCACCAGCCCCGAAUAUGGCUCAUGAAACGCGUCUCAAACUUGGAGAAUCUGCUGUCCGUGCAGCUGCUGCUGUUGGAUAUGUUGGAGCAGGAACUGUUGAGUUCAUUAUGGAUCCACGUGGAGAGUUUUUCUUCAUGGAAAUGAACACUCGUCUUCAAGUAGAGCAUCCAGUCAGUGAGGCCAUCACAGGGACCGACUUGGUUGAAUGGCAACUUCGUGUCGCUCAAGGAGAGAAACUUCCACUGAAACAGUCUGAAAUCCCAUUGAAUGGACAUUCUUUCGAAUGUCGUGUCUAUGCUGAAGAUACCCGUAAAGGAGCUUUCAUGCCAACCGCUGGUCGACUCAACUAUGUUGAUUUCCCUGAAGAUGCUAGAAUUGAUACUGGAGUUGUUUCCGGAGACGAAGUAUCUAUUCAUUAUGACCCCAUGAUUGCAAAGGUUGUCGUUUGGGGAAAGGACCGUAAUGUUGCUGCUGCUAAAUUGGAAAGUGCUCUUGCCCGUACACGAAUUUCUGGUCUUCCAACCAACAUUGAUUUCGUUCGUCGUGUUCUCGCUCAUCCGGAAUUCGCUGCUGGAAAUGUCUACACUGAUUUCAUUCCGGACCACCACGAGGAGCUUUUCGCUGAAUCUGAAACGCCAGCCGAGAUCUAUGUUGAAUCGGCGAUUGCUCACGCAUUGUCCGCUCUCAAGAAAUCGGAUGCAGGUGUUUUCCAAAACCUGUCCUUCUUCAGAAUCAACGUAGCUCCAAAAUACGUGUUCAAAAUCGAUGGUAAAGAUGUGACUGUUCGUUUUGAUUCCGAAAACCGUCUUACCGUCUCUUACGAUGGAAACAGUUAUGAAACACUUCUGAAUGACAUUGAAGCGAUUGGAGAUAACGAGUUCAAGUUUACUCUAGAAGCCAAUGGCAGACGGUGGAGUACAGUAGUCAAAGAUCUCCCAGAAACAUUAAUGGUGAAUGGAGUUGGUCAAAACGAGUAUGCAACACCAGCAGUGUAUGAAGCAUUCGACUCAUUGGCUGGAGGAGCCGCCAGUCAUUCGGCAGUGGCUCCAAUGCCAGGAAUUAUCGAGAAAAUUCUGGUCAAACCAGGAGAUCAAGUUACAACUGGACAAGCACUAGUUGUUAUGACAGCAAUGAAAAUGGAAUACAUCAUCCGUGCUCCUGAAGAUUCAACGAUCGAACACAUCAAGUGUCAAGCUGGAAAGAAUGUUCCUAAAAAUGCCGUUUUAGUGCAAUUCGCCUAA